CGCGGGCGGAAGGGGCGGGGCGAGCGAGCGAGGCAGGCCGGCGGGAGGGCGGGCGGCCCUGCAUGGCGGCGCUCGGGGCCGGGCCGCGCCUCUCGCUGUGACGGGCCCGCGGCGCGGGCAGGCUGUUCCACAAUGGAUGGGGGAGAUCGUACUGCCGACCUCGUGAUUAACAAGAGGUUUGUAUCUGAAGCGGAGCUAGAGGAGCGGCGAAAGAGAAGGCAAGAGGAAUGGGAAAAGGUCCGAAAACCUGAAGAUCCAGAAGAAUGCCCAGAGGAGGCAUAUGACCCACGUUCAUUGUAUGAAAGACUUCAGGAACAGAGAGAAAAGAAGCAGCAGGAGUUUGAGGAGCAGUUUAAAUUCAAAAAUAUGGUAAGAGGCUUAGAUGAAGAUGAGACAAAUUUCCUUGAUGAGGUUUCUCGGCAGCAAGAGCUAAUAGAAAAGCAACGAAGAGAAGAAGAGAUGAAAGAACUAAAUGAAUACAGAAGCACUCUCACCAAAGUGGGAGUCAGUAUGGACCCAAAGAAGGAAGCUGAGAAGAAAUUGCCCAUGAAGUCAGUGGAAAACAAGAACAAAUUCUCUCAGGCAAAGCUGUUGGCAGGAGCUGUGAAACACAGAAGUUCAGAUGGUGGGAAUAGCGUGAAGAGGUUGAAAUUAGAUACUGAUCAUGAAGAAAAGAAUCAAGAAAAACCGUCCUGUGUUCCCUUGGGGAGCAGCUCAGUGGGAGGCUCCACGGUCCACUGUCCCUCAGCAGCAGUCUGCAUUGGGAUCCUGCCUGGCCUGGGUGCAUACUCGGGCAGCAGCGAUUCGGAGUCCAGCUCGGAUAGCGAAGGCACUAUUAAUUCCACUGGAAAGAUCGUCUCUUCUGUCUUUCGUAGCAACAGUUUCUUUGAUGGCCCAUAACAAAAUCCCUCCAUGUGUAAUGUAGUGCAGAGUAUCUUCCAAAGCCGUGAUGGAUGCUUGAUGCAUCCUUCUGCCCCAGAUAUGAUAUUUCUAGCUAACCUCUCAGCUUUCUCAACAUUCAGAUACUUCUAAAAUAGCUCACUGAAUUUAUUUUUUGUUAUAUAUAUUUUUUUCUUCCCCAACUUUUCAUUUCUGGGGUUCAUACUGAGCCUGAGGUAGAAAGGCUGCCACCCUAAACCAGAAGGCACACCUAGUAAUGCAGUUAAGGUCUGGGAGUAGGGAGGAGAGCGCCUUAUCUUUUAAAAUUCUUACGGAAGGAAAGAAUUCUGAUGGUCUAAGAAGUUUAUACAAGACUAACAGGCAAAAAAAAAUACUCACUUGAAGCACCAAAGUCUUGUAGAAACGGCCAUGUGUUCUGUUCUUAAAAUGUCAUUUUUAUUCUGUAUUUGAGAAAUGGGGGCAGAACAAAAAUCAAGCAGAUGGUGAAGUGUAGAUUGCCAUGACACUGUAAAGAAGUUUUUGUGUUACAUGAUUAAAGACAUUCUGAAUGCA
Molecule: messenger RNA, 1452 nt
Organism: Cygnus atratus (black swan)
Lineage: Eukaryota; Metazoa; Chordata; Aves; Anseriformes; Anatidae
Gene: PSME3IP1
Product: proteasome activator subunit 3 interacting protein 1
Exons: 7
Coding region: 133-900 (255 amino acids)
Cellular component (GO): nucleus
Source: RefSeq, a predicted model, not a curated record